UCUUGGACUAGGAUUGUCCACGUACACCAAACACUUAUCGGUGAAUAUCUGAAAUUCAAUCGUCUCAAAAUCGUACGUACAAAUCCCAAUUUUCUCAACCGAUCCCUUCAUAGUUAUGCCUAGUAGGAGAACUAACCUGCGGCCGGAGGAGGAGGAGGUGGAGAAGGAAGAGGACGACCGCCCUAGAGGGUUUGGCUUUAUUUUUUGCAUGGCUGCUGUAGGCUUUGCAUAUAUACUUAUACCAGCCAUCUUUUUCGGGAAACAUAUGGAGAACACUUUGUCGAAAUUUGUUCAUUCGGAACCUAUCCAACAUGAUGACAAGAUUGCCUUCGUAGUAUUUGUAGGGCUGGUCUUGAUAUCCGUUGUAAUGGGGGUUUUCUACUUUUUUCUUGCUGUUUUUCAUUCCAUUAGUCUCUUUAUAUUCUAUAGGGAGAAGAAUAUCAGACCAAUAUUGGACGAGGGACAGUCGUUGGUACAAGUCAAUGAAGGAAUAGACUUAAUACCAAAAGUCGUUUACAAAGAUGGGGAGUAGUGGAUGAUGACAGGCGUAUGUUUUGCAGUACAGGGGUUGAAACUGCUGAUCAUCUCUUCUUUGAGUGUGCUUACUCUGCUUAUUUUUGGACCAGAAUACAAGAAGCUUGCCUGAUAUACCGAUCCACAUAUGCUUGGCAGACUGAGAUUC
Molecule: messenger RNA, 682 nt
Organism: Coffea eugenioides
Lineage: Eukaryota; Viridiplantae; Streptophyta; Magnoliopsida; Gentianales; Rubiaceae
Exons: 2
Coding region: 116-532 (138 amino acids)
Source: RefSeq, a predicted model, not a curated record